Molecule: messenger RNA, 1199 nt
Organism: Desarmillaria tabescens
Lineage: Eukaryota; Fungi; Basidiomycota; Agaricomycetes; Agaricales; Physalacriaceae
Exons: 6
Coding region: 168-791 (207 amino acids)
Source: RefSeq, a predicted model, not a curated record
CUAUAGUCCUGUGAUCCAAGCGGCACUCCUAAGCCAUUCCAUCUCGAUCUCAGACUGGCUGGUUUUUACGCGUGGUGGAUCUCUGUACCGAUUCUCGAACGGUCUACUCAUUUGAUUUGAGAAUACUGCCUCAUUUCCUGUGAGGGAAAUGCGUAACGUAUUACAAAAUGUAUUCGUCUCGUGAGGCUCGUUCAAGUACAUCGGUUCCAAAAUACAGUUCUACUGCCGUUGUGUUCGUUCUUGUGGAAGAAUCGCCGAAACAUGUUUCGCACGUCGAACAGCAUCGAGAUACCGUAAACUCUUCGGAAAUGCCGCCCAUGUAUGAAAUGAAUUUUACCCGUGGCUCAACAGUUGGGAGUAUAAAGGCGAUUCGACAUGAAGGUUUCAAAGUAGCGGCGUCAGCAGCACUACCUCUCUUCUCACAUUUGCACAUUUUCUCGAUUUAUCAUCCCAAAAUGCAAUUCAAGCUUGCUACCUUCGUUGGUGUCGCCUUCUUGGCAUCGUCUGUGGCAGCUAUCUGUCCCGGUUACAACUUCGGAGUCAUGGACCUUGGAUAUGACAUAGGCACCGGAAGAGAAGGUUACGCCGUGGUGGACGAUUCUUGCAACCAGGUAGCUGGAGCAAUUACGACCAAUGUCUGUGAUGAACCACUUUUCUCCUGCUCGCCGGCGCCUAUCACAAUCACCGCCUUGCACUAUGGUGGUCAAAACUACGCCUGCCGAGGCGACGUUAACUCGGGAUCUUGCGGUGGUACUGCUGUUCAAGUUUGCUGCCGCAAUGAUGGGAACUGAUUGAAAUCUUGUCUAAUAUGGCACACAUAUUUCUACCAUUUAUUAGUUUCUUGAGGCUAUUACACCGCACACCGUGUACAUAACUAUGGACCUUUUUCUUCGAAAGUUGUUAUCUGAGAGCUAUCACUUUAUGUCAUCCUAAAGGUCGUGCUGCACUUCGGGAGAACAAUCCCAAAGCAUUUUAACAAGGCACAGCGAACGUAGCAGCUAAUUAGCCAGCGGCAUAUACGGGAAUCUCUAUGUUUGACAGCGCGAAGUCAACAUACUUUCUCAUUCAUUUCGAUCGGCGGUUAGCACACCCUAAAAAUACAGGUUGUGGUGGUACAAAAAAUCUGGGCAUCUCAUUCAGUCUCGGUUCUUCCUGUCCUACAAAGUAAUUCCGAUGUUCACAUGCACGGCUUUGAUUUC